Molecule: messenger RNA, 1446 nt
Organism: Fimicolochytrium jonesii
Lineage: Eukaryota; Fungi; Chytridiomycota; Chytridiomycetes; Spizellomycetales; Powellomycetaceae
Exons: 1
Coding region: 1-1446 (481 amino acids)
Source: RefSeq, a predicted model, not a curated record
AUGUCACCGAGCAUCGUCGUCAUCGCCGCAGAAGUGGCCCUCGCCCUCCGCGACACCAUCCUGGAGCUCGGCCCCGACAUUCCCCCGCUCUCCGCUCAGCAAGCCCUCUCCUCCCUCGGCCUGGACCUCACCCGCGACUCCGUACACUUCCUCUUCCGCGGCCUCAUCCAGAUCCACGACGACGGCAAGGCCUUAUGGAUCCUCUUUUCCUGGUACGUGCAACACACAGGGGCGGAAAACCUCAACAAACGAGACCAUGCCACGAUCAACCGGGUCUUGCGGGUGUACGCUCGAGAAGUCCGUCAAGACGGGGACCCCGGUGGCGCGCGCUUCGUCAUGGGCUGGAUGGCGGAAAAUUCCGUGCCUGUGGACAAGUGGAGCUGGGUAGCGCUUUUGUUGGCGAAUAAGCGCUGGGGACGCAAUGACGAUGCCAUUUCGAUUGCAAAGGCGCAUGCGAAAGGGCAAGUCGAGUGGAUGGAUGCGUGGAGAUAUAUGAGGGCGAGGUAUGGCGAGGAGGAUCCAGUUGUGAAGGCGCUUGGGGCGGCGGUGGGGCCUGUGCGGGGACCGGGGUAUGGUGAUGCGGAGUCGGACAAGGUAGCGGUGGAAAAGGUUGCGCGGAGGACUGAGAAGAAACCGGCGCAGCAUGGAGCACGUAUGCAGGAUCGAACGGAAGAUGGGUCGAACUUCGACAACAACACAUCUACAAACGAACACCCAGAGAAAGGACCCCACAAAAGCUUUCCACGCGACGAUGUAGCCAACGACGUCGCAACCGGCAGGCUUAGUGGUACUCAGGACCCCAACAUAUUAAACCGCAGGUCCAGACGUAGUCCACUGCGUGCCGAGUUCCCCAACUUCGUCGAUACUGGCGGACCUAGUAGUCAGUCCCCAAACACAUCAAACGACAGACCCAGGCAAAAUCUACGACGCGACGAUGUCACCAACGACUUCGAUACUGGCAGGCCUAGUCGCGGUUAUUACUCAAACGAAAAGCCCAGAUAUAAUUCACAAUGGGACGAGGACCCCAAGGACUUUGAUACUGGCAGGCCUAGUGGCAGUCACCACCCAAAGACAUCAAAUGACAACUACGUCGAUACUGGUAGGCCAAGUCGUAGUUAUCACCCAAACACAUCAUACGACAAGCCUAGAUACAGUUCACGACGCGACGAUGACCACAACGACGUCGCACGCACGUCCCAACCCACGCGGCCACCAACACUCAACGACUUCCGGCAAACCCAGACCCCAGGCCGCGACAGACACUCCGAUAGAGACCGUGGAUCCAAAGGGAAAUUCUCGAAACAGGCCAACCCGGAAGGUAUUGAACCCCCCCUGCCUUUCGAGAACCGAAUGGAUGGCACGUUGAGUGAGCUUUUGGCGUUGAGUCGGCGUAAAGCUUCGCCAGGACGGAUGGGGGAGGAUGGAUCGCGCGGCGGUGAGCGGUGA